AUGGUGGCCAAGGAUUAUCCGUUCUAUCUUUCCGUCAAGAGGGCAAAUUGUGCCUUGGAAGUGCAGACAGCGACCAGCCCAGCUAAGGAGACGGAGGAGCCCAGCAACAAACGGGUCAAGCCGCUUUCCAGAGUUACAUCGCUAGCCAGUCUCAUUCCUCCUGUGCGAGCCACUCCACUGAAGCGAUUCUCCACAACACUUUCUCGUUCUAUCAGUUUCCGUAGUGACAGUCGCCCAGAUCUGUUCAGUCCACGACCAUGGUCUCGAAAUAUGCCCUCUGCUAACACCAAGCGGAGAGACAGCAAACUAUGGAGUGAGACCUUUGAUGUUUGCGUCAAUCACAUGCUUACAUCUAAAGAAAUCAAGCGUCAAGAGGCUAUCUUUGAACUUUCACAGGGGGAAGAAGACUUGAUAGAAGAUCUGAAGUUAGCAAAAAAGGCUUAUCAUGACCCAAUGCUUAAACUUUCCAUAAUGACAGAGCAAGAGUUGAACCAAAUUUUUGGAACAUUGGACUCUCUAAUUCCUCUACAUGAAGAUCUUCUUAGGCGACUUCAAGAUGUCAGGAAACCUGAUGGAUCAACAGAGCAUGUUGGCCAUAUCCUUGUGGGCUGGCUUCCAUGCCUAAACUCGUAUGAUAGCUACUGCAGCAAUCAAGUUGCAGCCAAAGCUUUACUGGAUCACAAGAAACAAGAUCACAGAGUGCAAGAUUUCCUACAGCGCUGCUUAGAGUCUCCUUUUAGUCGCAAACUGGACCUUUGGAAUUUCCUUGACAUCCCAAGAAGCCGUUUGGUUAAAUACCCAUUACUGCUCAGAGAGAUUUUGAGACACACACCGAAUGAUCAUCCGGAUCAGCAGCACCUUGAAGAAGCUAUAAAUAUAAUUCAGGGCAUAGUGGCUGAAAUCAACAUAAAGACUGGUGAAUCUGAAUGCCAGUAUUACAAGGAGAGACUUAUUUAUCUUGAAGAAGGCCAAAGGGAUUCACUGAUUGAUAAUUCACGUGCUGUAUGUUGUCAUGGUGAACUGAAGAACAACAGGGGAGUGAAACUGCAUGUCUUCCUCUUUGAAGAAGUGCUGGUGAUUACUCGAGCUAUCACCCACAACGAACAGCUCUGCUAUCAGCUGUAUCGGCAGCCAAUUCCGGUGAGGGAGCUCGUGCUCGAAGACUUGCAGGAUGGAGAAGUGCGAUUGGGUGGAUCCAUACGUGGUGCAUUCAGCAACAAUGAGAGAAUCAAAAACUUCUUUAGAGUCAGCUUCAAAAAUGGAUCUCAAAGCCAGUCUCACUCGCUUCAAGCCAAUGAUUCCUUCAACAAACAACAGUGGCUUAACUGUAUCCGCCAGGCCAAAGAAAAAGUUACGUGUGCAGGCAAAGCUGGCGUGCUGAACUCGGCAGCACAUUUUCUUUUGUCACCACAUGGAAGCAGAGUACCCCAGGGAGAAACCACGCUCGAGCAAAUGGACCAAUCAGACUGUGAGUCCGACUAUAGUAUGGACACCAGUGAGAUCAGCAUCGACUGUGAACGUAUGGAACAGACAAACUCCUGUGAAAAUGAAAAGCAAAUAGAAACCAAUGUUUGACAAAACCUUACAGUUCACAGAAGUACAUCUGUCUCUUACCUGUACAGUAUUUGCAUUCCAUACAUGGAACCAUUUGGAGAAGCACUUUUAAAAUAUUUUUUGUGACAAUGUCAAUGCAGUCCUUCUUGUAUUCGUACCUAUGAGUGUAGUACUGUAACUGCCAAUCUGUAUAAGCUGGAAUCUCUUGCAACUCAUGUCCUGUGAUUAUAUUCCAUAAAUACCUAAGGUGGAUGAAAGAGGUACUUGACCAGUUAUUCUCAAUGUCCUGCUGUAAACAGAAUCUCUAAACUACUGUUUAUAUGUGCAUUACAUAAAGAAUCUUUUCAUAAUUUUUGAAGUACUUUAUUUGCCCUUUAAUGGGGCAGCUGAAGAUGUGGACUGAAUAU
Messenger RNA from Pterocles gutturalis (yellow-throated sandgrouse), 1961 nucleotides. RefSeq names its product Rho guanine nucleotide exchange factor (GEF) 3 (gene ARHGEF3). NCBI's taxonomy places the organism in Eukaryota, Metazoa, Chordata, Aves, Pterocliformes, Pteroclidae. Gene Ontology annotation, biological process: intracellular signal transduction; positive regulation of Rho protein signal transduction. The record is from RefSeq and is a predicted model, not a curated record. Bases 1 to 1575 code for a protein of 524 amino acids. The transcript has 11 exons. Gene Ontology annotation, molecular function: guanyl-nucleotide exchange factor activity.